AUGUCUUCAUCAUCAAUUGAUCGUAUGUCUGGUGCAUCAACACCGACUCUUCUUGCAAUGUCAUCAUUUACAACAAAUCGAUUAAAUGAAGAACUUAGUGGUCUUAAACGUUGGCGUCAAAUGUAUGAUUCUGCAAUGAAUGAAAAAAAUGAAGAAUUACAAAAACUUCAAUUAAUUAAUCAACGACAAGCACAAACACUUAAUGAUUCAAUUGUACAAAUUGAACAACAAACUAUGACAAUUAAUUCAAUGAAACAAAAUGAAGCAUCAUUAGAAAAAAAAGUAACCAAACUUGAAGAACUUCAUCAUAUACUCAAAAAAAAUGUUGCUAAAUUAGAAAAAACUGUUUCACAAUGUGAAUUUGUUCGUGUUGAUCUUGAACGAAUGUAUGAACAUCAAGAACGAAGUGUAAAAUCACUUACUGAUCGUGUUGAUUCAACUAUUGAAGCUAAAUUACAAAAUUUACAAUCACAAUUAAAAUUAGUUGAACAACUUCAUGAACAAGCUCGUAUUGAACUUAAUAAACAAAUUCAUGAACGAACACAAGAAAAUGCUGAAACAACAGCUCAAAUUGUUGAAUUAACAACAAAACUUACAACAGCUGAAAAUGAAAUCAAUCAAUUACAAACAACAAAUACAAAUGCCCAAUCAAAAAUUAUUGAAUUAAUAGAAGAAAUAAAUAAAUAUCAACAAAUGAUUGAAUUAUUAUCAAUUGAAAAUGAUACAAAACUUACUUCAAAAAAUCAACAAAUUGAUGAUUUACAAAAACGAUUUGAUACAUUAGUAUUAAAAAUUGAUGCUAGUAAAGAUGAAAUAUUUAAUUUACAAGAAUCAAAUCAAAUUUUACAAACUCGUAUUGCUGAAAUGAAACAAAAAACAGUUGAACAUACAGAACAUCAUGAAACAGAAGUUCAAGCUUGUCAAGCUGAAAUUGAUAUUCGAGAGAAAGAGAAUGAACAAUUGCGUAUAAAAAAUAAUCAAUUAAUUGAACAAAUGACAAAUUGUGAUAAUCAAAUAGAAGAAUUAAAACAGAAAAAUCAAAUGUUAUUAAAUGAAAUAAAUGAAAUGAAUCUUAAUUUACAAAAGCAAUUAAAUGAAACACGUGAACAAUUCCAUACACAAAUUAGUGAUUAUGCUAAACAAUCGAUUGAAUAUGAUAAUCGAUUAGAACAACAAAUUGUUGAAAUUAAUGAACAAGAUAAACUUAUUAAUGAAUUAAAAAAUAAACAUAAUGAAUUAUUAGACAAAAUGGAACUUACUGAAGAAGAAAUUACACAAUUAACAAAAGAAAAUGAAGAAUUACGAACACAAAACCAUGUUUUACUUCAAGAAACAGAUGAACGUAGUGAACAAAUCAAACAAAAAGAUGUUAUUGUUGAAGCAACAAAUAUUGAAAUUGGCGAAAAAGAAAAAGAAAUUGAAGAAUUACAAAAAAAAGUCACAUCACUUGAAGAACGUCUUUCGAAAAAUCAAAAUUUACUUACAUCAUUACGUUCAUCAAUGGGUGAAAAGGAUGCAAAAAUUAAACGUCUUGAACAAGGAUCAAUAUCUCCACAAUCAACACUUCCAUCACGAUCAACAAAUGUACGUCGAACAAAUAUAAAUCAUCCAUUAGCAAAUCAACAAAAACCAAUUGCUCCUAUUCGACCACCAUUACCACCAUCAAUAUCAAUUAAUCAACAAACAAAAAUCAAUCCACGUGAAAAGCGUAUGUUACCACCAUCAGCUUCAAAUGAUUUAACAUCAACACCAAAAAAAGUUCUUCGAUUUAGUCAAACAAAAGCAGCUAUUGAUCAAGCUCAUGCUCUUGAACAAUCAAUUUCGCCAGUACCUGAUGAUGAUCGAGAUGAAGUUGCAUCAAAUACAAGUGUAGCUAGUCUAUUCGAAUAUUUAAAGAAAAUCUAA
Messenger RNA from Rotaria sordida, 1905 nucleotides. NCBI's taxonomy places the organism in Eukaryota, Metazoa, Rotifera, Eurotatoria, Philodinida, Philodinidae. The record is from the annotation of a GenBank genome assembly.